AUCUUGACGCCAGGUGGUCCGACACGCAUACGAUUAUAUUUUUCCGAAACCCAUCUCUCCUGGUAUUAACGUUACCUUCACACAUCUCUCACAAAUCUGCUAAUUCAUCGCUUAAUCGUCAUCCUUUUUAGAUCUCUCAUUCGGAUCUCCACUUUUCUGAACCCUAAAACCCUAAACCAUUCAUCCCCAACUCUUCUCCCCCAAUUUCAAUUCGUACCCUAAUUCAUGAUACAAAUCUAGAUUUUCAGCUGUCAACAUCUUACACUUAAUCCGAUGGUGGUCUGUAAGUGCCGAAAGGCAACUAAACUGUACUGCUUUGUACACAAGGUCCCUGUUUGUGGAGAAUGCAUAUGCUUUCCAGACCACCAAAUCUGUGUGGUUCGAACAUACUCAGACUGGGUGAUUGAUGGAGAGUAUGACUGGCCUCCAAAGUGUUGCCAAUGUCAAGCCGUGCUCGAAGAAAAUGGUGCUUCUCCAACGACAAGGCUGGGUUGCUUGCAUGUCAUACAUACAAGCUGCUUAGUUUCACAUAUUAAAAGUUAUCCUCCUCACACUGCCCCCGCUGGAUAUGUUUGUCCAGCAUGCUCAACUUCGAUAUGGCCCCCUAAAAGUGUUAAAGACUCCGGUUCCCGUUUACAUUCGCAGUUGAAGGAAGCAAUUGUUCAGACUGGAAUUGAGAAGAAUGUGUUUGGAAAUAAUCCAGUUUCAUUGGCGGCAAGGCCUGUUUCCACUGAGCCUUUAGUAACAAAAGAUGAUGUAGGAAAUGGUUCUACUAGACCUUCAAGCAUAGAUAUUGUUGAAAUAGAUGUUCCUAAUUCAGCAAAUCAUUUAAGAAGCCCACCGUCUGGUGUUCCUGGUGCUACCACAAGAAAGAGUGCACAACAAGUUGAAAGGCAAAAUUCUGAGGUUUCAUAUUAUGCAGAUGAUGAAGAUGCUAAUCGCAAGAAGUACUCCAGGAGAGGAGGAAUUCGCAAUCAGUUUUUGAGGAAAUUGCUACCUUUCUGGUCAAGUGCAUUGCCAACGUUACCAGUUACCGCACCACCAAGAAAAGAUGCAAAUGCAGAUGACGCCCAUAGGCCCCACCAUAGACCUUCAAGGAUGGAUCCAAGAAAGAUACUUCUUGUCAUAGCAAUCAUGGCGUGUUUGGCAACAAUGGGUAUUCUGUAUUACAGAAUUGCACAACGCGGUUUUGGGGAAGAAGUGGGUCAAGAAGAGGAGCAGUGAUCCAUAGCUGAUUUGCUUCUUUUGGAUUGCAAUGAGAUUAUGUUUACUUUUGGACAUCCCUCCCUACUUUGUUUAAAUUGGUUUGGAAUUGUUUUUGUUACUUUAUUACACCCAACUUUCUCCAAAAUAUUUAUGAUGUUGCAUAUGCUCAUACGCAUCUUAUUUUGCA
Helianthus annuus (common sunflower) is the source of this 1393-nucleotide messenger RNA. Its product is annotated as zinc finger protein-like 1 homolog. NCBI's taxonomy places the organism in Eukaryota, Viridiplantae, Streptophyta, Magnoliopsida, Asterales, Asteraceae. The transcript has 9 exons. Gene Ontology annotation, cellular component: Golgi apparatus. The record is from RefSeq and is a predicted model, not a curated record. The coding region runs from base 274 to 1224 and encodes 316 amino acids.